This is a messenger RNA of Microbotryum saponariae, 3346 nucleotides long. The record is from the annotation of a GenBank genome assembly. Lineage: Eukaryota; Fungi; Basidiomycota; Microbotryomycetes; Microbotryales; Microbotryaceae.
AUGGCCUCCGAAUUGCUGAUCGCGUCGCUGACGUCGACGAUGCCGAAUCCCGUGUCGGUGCGACCUUCGAUUGGCGCCCGCACGGCCUCGGCUCGCUCGCUGCCGAAAUCGACCCAUCCACGCAUAACGAUCGUGUUGCCGAGUGCGAAAAUCCCGGACGAGAUACGCCCCGGCGUGAUCGAGCUGGCAAAGCAUAGCGUCAGGGGCAACGUCAGCGUGCUCGGCGACGAUGAACCGGCGCCGAGCAGCGACGGCAGCCUCUACGUGUGGACCGUGGGGUGGGUCAAGUUUCCCUCGCCCAGGCUCGAGCUGCGAACCGAACAGUGAACUGCUAGGCGUGACAUUUCGUCACCGCUCACAGCGCUCCUCUUGCUCGUAGGACUGGAAGCUUUUCUAGGGUGCUGAUCUAGCUGUCUACAAUUGCUCUCAGCUUUUGGCACGACCCUUCGAUCGGCGACAGGGGGAUGCGUCUCGACUGCAACCUCGACGACUUUACGGCGGCCACCGGGGGCGCGUUUGAGAUAGAGAUUAGCUACAAUAGAACCGUUGAGGGUGAGUCACAGUGAUAUGCGGUAUGCAUUAAACUUUUACUUUGCGUCUGUCUCUCAUUUGUUUCGUUCCCCUGCAGCCUUUCGAGGACUUGGACACGUGCUUGCCAUCUCGCGAGGGUUGUCGACUUUCGAUCAGCCUUUGUCCUCGUCGGCGGACUCUGACCCCGAUCGCAUGUCGCAAUCCGACGCCGGAUCGGGGAUGAAGGACGUCCACGAGGGCCACCAAAGCGAUGGAGUACGAUGGUCAGGCAACGUCGGGUCCGCCAUUUGCCGCAGGGAGACCUGUCUCUUUGAAUCCGUCGGGUAAGACAUUGUUGGCUGCCUGGGGAAGUGUGGGGGUGGGGCGAGGCGCCCUUCGAUGGACGAAACCAUUGGACCUGACAAGCGUCUUUGCCUUUCGUUCCGGGCCAAUUUUCACAGUGUCAUGAUCGACUGUUCGAGGAACGGUGUUCUCAAAGCCGAUGCUGUCAAGUGGCUGUUGCGGCAUCUCGCCCUCAUGGGGGUCAACGUCCUGCAGGUAAGUCAGCCUCUUCUGUGCAAGCCCGGGUCACCGCGGGCCCCUCACGCGUCAAGGACCCUAAUCAAGUGGACGGCGACCGGAUUGAUAGCUGUACUGCGAGGACACCUACGAGAUUGACGGGGAGCCAUUUUUUGGCUAUUUCCGAGGUGCGAACACCAUUACUGCUCUGCGCCUUUUGCAACCCGGCCCCGCACAGUGCUGAGCUCUCUGUUCGUUCCUUCCCUCCUUAGGACCAUACACCGAGGCCGAACUCCGCGAGAUCGAUGACUACGCUUUUGUGCUCGGAAUCGAAGUGAUUGCGUGCAUUCAGACGCUUGGCCAUCUUGGUCAAAUGCUCCAGUGGCCCAAGUAUGGCAAACUACGCGACACGGCCGAGGUCUUGUUGGCCGAGUCAGGUGAGACGUAUGCGUUCAUUGAGAAGGUGAGGGGCACCUCGUUUGGCUGGGUUCCCUCACAAUCGCUUAUACUUAUGAGCCUGUACCAAACCCUCCACGAUUAUUUUCAUCAUGAACCAGAUGAUACAAGCCGUAACGAGGCCACUGCGAUCGAAGCGGGUGCAUAUCGGUAUGGACGAAGCCCAUGGUGUUAGCGAGGGGCGCUACAGGCAGCUCUUUGGCUACAAGGAGUCGACAACCGUCGUGUGUGCCCACUAAACCACAAUCUUUCCCCGUGUGUUUGAUCGACCUGACAUUGCUAGUUUCAUACCAGUUCACCGACCAUCUGCAAAAAGUCAACAGCAUCUGCGUUGCCAAUGGGCUCGCCCCCAUGAUCUGGAGUGACAGUCAGUCCCAACGUUUCGACUGUGGCAGAUCUGGUAUGACUUAUCGACUCUAAACUAUUGUGCCUUCAGUGUUGUUCUGUCUCCCGGCCAAGAACAAUGCGCUCUCGGGCUAUUACGACCUCAAUACCGUCGUGUCGGAGGAGCUGACUUCGUCCAUCCCUGCCGAAAUUUCAACCGUGUUCUGGGAGUUGAGUUGCUGCCUUACCUCCCCACCAGUCAGGGUUCUCGGUGGACCACGAGCACUGACCGGCCCCCACUGAUCACCUCACAGUUAUUAUCAUACCGACUCGAGACCUUACACGGCCAAGAUCGCCCAACACUGGCAACUUGCCAACAAAGCGCCGUGGAUGGCCUCCGGGGUUUGGACGUGGUCACGAUUCUGGACGGCGCUCCCUUUCACCUUUGCCACGGUUCGAGCCAGCAUGAAGGCUUCGAAAAACCCAACCACCGGCGUUACUGCGGUCAUGACGACGAUCUGGGGAGACGAAGGCAACGAAUGCGAUCUCUACUCUGCUCUUCCGGGAAUGCUGUACCAGGCCGAACAUGCUUACACCCAGGCCGAAGAAGUCGACGCUGGGCUGCUGCGAAAAAAAUUCGACGGCAUCGCAGGUGCAGACUUCGACGACUAUGUCUUUGCCAGUAAGCUAGACGACACGCAGCCGGAAACGCAGCCGAUAUCGAUCAACACCCACUACACACCCAACAUCGCCAAGUUCCUCUUGUGGGAAGACCCUUUCUUCUCCUUCUUGUCGCCUCAAUAUCGAGGUUACGAUCUCGAGUCGCACUACUUGCACGUCGCGACCUACCUCGAGCAAGCUCUGUCGUCCGACUUCAGCGCGAUGACAACAAUCGCGGUGCCCCAUUCGGUCGACGAUUUUCCCGCGAACAAACGCCUCCAGCUCCCUUACCUGCUUGCUCGCAUCUUGUCCCUCAAGUGCCAUUUGCGAGAGCGCCUCGUCCACGCUUACCGACACGCGGAUCAUGUCGAGUUCACCGCGCUUGCCGGACCGGCGAAAGAAAGUCGUCUCAGCCGGUUGCGAGCGCUGGUCAAGGAGUUGAAGAAGGUCCAUAGGCGACAUUGGUUCAGCCUUUACAAGCCUUUUGGGUGGGAGGUCCUCGAUCUACGUUACGGUGGUCUGGAGGCUCGGUUGGAGACAAUGCACGAGAGGUGAGUUUAGGCCCGAUCAACCUGCGUUGGGCGUAGUUUACUAUACUACGCGAGAGGUAACUGACCCAUGCCGACCAAUUAUGUCGAUGUGAAAAAGGUUGAUCGCCUACCUGGAUCCGAGAGACAGUUCCGUGACUCGUAUCGAGGAACUCGAGGUCGACAAUGAGGUCGUGAGUGCUGCCGAGUCAGGCCUUCUGAAGAGGAGGAAUCUCCCUGGCCAGUUACUUAUCCCUGUCGGUCCACGCAUUCGAUGGCAGGUGUUCGAGGGGCAGAGGCUCAACCUGAUGCUCGACUAUUCUCGAGCCUCCCGACCGCAAUAUGUCUGA